Molecule: messenger RNA, 1135 nt
Organism: Dryobates pubescens (Downy woodpecker)
Lineage: Eukaryota; Metazoa; Chordata; Aves; Piciformes; Picidae
Gene: HPRT1
Product: hypoxanthine phosphoribosyltransferase 1
Exons: 9
Coding region: 111-767 (218 amino acids)
Biological process (GO): GMP salvage; purine ribonucleoside salvage; guanine salvage
Molecular function (GO): magnesium ion binding; hypoxanthine phosphoribosyltransferase activity
Source: RefSeq, a predicted model, not a curated record
CGGCGCCGGGGCCGCUGCGGGGCGCGGCGCCUCCUCGCCGCCAGCUGCCGCUGCCGCCGCGCCGCUCCACCUCGCCGCCCGCAGCCUCUGCCGGCGGGCCGUCCCGCUCCAUGGCGACCCCCAGCCCCUGCAUCGUGAUUGGCGAUGACGAGCAAGGUUACGACCUCGACUUGUUUUGCAUCCCUAAACAUUAUGCAGACGACUUGGAAAAAGUCUAUAUUCCUCAUGGGCUCAUCAUGGACAGGACGGAGAGACUGGCACGAGAAAUUAUGAAGGGCAUGGGAGGACACCACAUCGUAGCCCUCUGUGUACUCAAGGGUGGCUAUAAAUUUUUUGCUGAUUUACUAGACUACAUCAAAGCACUGAACAGAAACAGUGACAAAUCAAUCCCCAUGACUGUCGACUUCAUUAGACUGAAGAGUUAUUGUAAUGACCAGUCAACAGGGGAUAUAAAAGUCAUUGGUGGAGAUGACCUCUCAACCUUGACUGGAAAGAAUGUUUUGAUCGUAGAAGAUAUAAUUGAUACUGGUAAAACAAUGAAAACAUUGCUGUCCCUCCUUAAGCAAUACAAUCCAAAGAUGGUGAAAGUAGCCAGCUUGCUGGUGAAAAGAACUCCUCGAAGCGUGGGAUACCGGCCAGACUUUGUCGGAUUUGAAGUGCCAGACAAAUUCGUUGUGGGCUACGCCCUAGACUACAAUGAAUACUUCAGAGAUUUGAACCACAUCUGUGUGAUCAGCGAGACAGGCAAGCAGAAGUACAAAGCGUGAGAGCAGCUCUGAAGCGCUACGACAGCAGAGCUUGGAAACGUUUGGGUUUUGUUUGUUUACUGAGUCCUAUCUUUCACAAGCUUCAACUUCUGGUACACCAGCUAAAAAUUGUAGAAGGCCUCCCCCACCCCAGCCCCAUUGUCAUCUGCUUCCUAUAAUUUAUUGCAUGUAUCAUAGAAGAGUUCCUCUUGUUCAUUUCUGUUUGGAAGACGUAAAGCAAGCAGUGCAGCUCUGCACUCCUCCUUUUGAUUUGCACUAUGACUCUUUAACUCUUGCUGCCCCUGGUUGGGUUGUGCUGUUUGUUUGAGCUCCCAGAGUCUAAUACAAACUCUUGCAGUGGUCAAUUGCUUCAACCUCCUCGACCCAGA